Messenger RNA from Halichondria panicea, 864 nucleotides. Its product is annotated as proteasome subunit beta type-6-like. The transcript has 5 exons. NCBI's taxonomy places the organism in Eukaryota, Metazoa, Porifera, Demospongiae, Suberitida, Halichondriidae. Bases 44 to 727 code for a protein of 227 amino acids. Gene Ontology annotation, cellular component: proteasome core complex. Gene Ontology annotation, molecular function: threonine-type endopeptidase activity. The record is from RefSeq and is a predicted model, not a curated record.
GCAUUGCCGUUCUAUUUAGAGCACAGUAACUCCACGAGUAAAGAUGGCAGCAGCAACCUUACUGUCUUCAAUGGAAAGUAGCCUGAACCAGCCGAAAUGGCUGAAAGAAGAAGUAUCCACAGGGACUUCAAUCAUGGCUGUUGAGUUUGAUGGUGGUGUGGUGAUAGGGGCUGACUCCAGGACCAGCUCAGGUGCAUAUGUGGCCAAUAGAGUAUCUGAUAAAUUGACAGAGAUCUCUGAUCGUAUAUUCUGCUGUCGUUCCGGUUCUUCUGCUGAUACUCAAGCCACCGCUGACCAAGUCAAGUACUACAUCAGUCUACACACCAUGGAGCAGGGAGAGCCCCCUUUGGUGAAUACAGCUGCCAACCUGUUCCGACGUUACUGCUACGAGAACAGGGAGAAGAGGACAGCUGGUAUCCUGUGUGCUGGCUGGGACAAGAGAGAGGGGGGACAGGUGUACUCUAUUCCCCUUGGUGGUAUGUAUGUGAGACAACCAUUUGCCAUCGGUGGCUCAGGCAGCACCUAUGUGUAUGGUUACUGUGAUGCCCAAUACAAAGCUGGCAUGAGCAGAGAGGAGUGCAUUGCAUUCGUUAAGAAUGCUCUGGGCCUUGCUGUGGCUCGUGAUGGCAGCUCUGGUGGUGUUCUAAGACUGGCCGUUAUCGAUGAGAAUGGUGUAGAAAGGAUGCUCUUCACUGGAUCAGAAAUACCAACUUUCUAUACUGAAUGAUUAUACUUUGACUUGUUACCAACACAGUACAUGUAUCUCUACUGUGCUGUGUGCAUGUGAGCCAUACAGAUGUAUUCAAUAUGACCCUGUAUGUUAACAUAAUUAUCUGUUAUUGAUUGUAUUUACCAAAUUCAUAA